AUGAAUAACACAGCUCACCCUCGACUGCGAAAGCCAACCAAGAUUGACCCUGAAAUUAUGGCCGGGUCGCUCGAAGCGAACACGACAGCCCAUGAGCAGGAUGCAUUACUCAGAGACGAGAUUGAACGCGAAAGAAACACGGAGGAAUCUGCAGAGUUGCGUGACACAAACUACCCUGACUCGAAGCGCGCAUUGUUCCUAGGCAACCGUGUCGUACGUGUGCUUAAGAUUACCCUAGGAUGCAGCUACUCCAAUUUUCUACUGCCAUUUGUGCUUCUGGGCAUAAUUGCAGGGAGUCUAGGAUGGGAUGACUCGAUUUCCUUCGUGUUCAACUUCCUGGCGAUUCUUCCUCUCGCUGCGUUGCUGUCGUUCGCCACAGAGGAAUUGGCGAAAAGUGUCGGGCAAACCGUCGGAGGGCUGGUCAAUGCCACUUUUGGAAAUGCAGUUGAAAUGAUUAUCCUCGGUGUUUCAUUGUUCUGCGGCGGCUAUGCAAAGGAUGUGGUGAAAUGCAAUGUGGAUGUUAGUGGGAUACUGUCAUCCUUGAUGGUGGUCUCCUCUGCGACAUUGAUCGUUCCAUCCGUGCUCGAUUCAACCAUACCAUCCAAGUCCCACGAAGUGGAAGCCAGCGUCCUGAGUCUCUCCCGCGCAGCCUCAGUGGUCCUACUCGCAUUCUACCUGGUCUACCUCUACUUCCAACUGAGGAGUCACUCCGAGCUGUUUGUCGACGAUAAACAAGAAGAGGAAGAAGAGCGAGUUCUGGGCCCCUGGUCGGCAAGCAUCAUUUUGAUCCUUGCAACUCUCGGAGUCACAGUAUGCUCCGAUCGCCUGGUGGACAGCGUCGAUGGCUUUGUAGACAAGUGGCAUGUGAGCCGGGCUUUUAUUGGCUUGAUUGUGGUUCCCAUUGUCGGUAAUGCAGGAGAAUUCAAUACUGUCAUCAAUUCUUCGAUCAAGGGGAACAUGGACCUCGCGAUUGGUGUGAUUGUGGGAAGCACGUUGCAAAUCGCGUUGUUUGUGAGUCCUUUCCUGGUCAUGUGUGGCUGGGUUAUUGGGCAGCCCAUGUCCUUGCGCUAUAGUCCCUUCGAAACUGUGGUAUUCUUCCUAUCGGUAAUAGUCAUGGACUGCUUAAUUCGAGGAGGUCGAUCCAAUUACUACGAAGGGUCCUUAUUGGUUGGAACGUAUCUGAUAAUCGCAAUUGCAUUCUACGUGCACCCAGACGCAGUCGAUGCACCCUUUGUUUAG
Messenger RNA from Penicillium egyptiacum, 1239 nucleotides. Lineage: Eukaryota; Fungi; Ascomycota; Eurotiomycetes; Eurotiales; Aspergillaceae. The record is from the annotation of a GenBank genome assembly.